AUGGGAAAGAAGGGAGGAUCCCCGAAAAAAUCUAAGAAGCAGCUAGAGGAGGAAGCUCUGAGGGCCAGAGAGGAGGCUAGGAGAGAGGCUGAAGCUGGUAAGAUACGGCAGAUGUCCGCUCGGCUGACUGCCGAUGCUGAGGCUAGGAUAGGUCUCGAUCGAGAGAGGGAGAAGGGCAAGGAGGAAAAAAUUCGGCUCGAGCUCGAGUCGGGCGAAGUAGAAUAUGGUAAGAGUCAGCGAUGGGCUAUAGUGAGCAAGAUGAAGCAACAAGAGCGAGAGAAGAGAGAAUGGGAGGAGUUUGCUGCCUGCACUCGAAGGCCCAACAUUCGGCGGGAAGCGGACAUCGUCACGUAUGAGCAGUGGCUUGAAGACGACGCUGAAGAGGCUAGGCUCUACUCUGUAUCGUGUAGUACGCCCUUCACAGCAGUCCACCUCGAGCCAGCCGCUGCCGAGACUUCCGUCCAGGCCGUCCUGGCUGAUUUCCAUCGCUGCAGCGUCGAGAGGGCCUUGGCCGUCGGCCACUUCACCGAAUUCCUCGUGGCAGACCUCUUCCAAGGGUACCUCCGAGCGCUGGCGGACGCCGACACUAGGAUGAUGAUUCGGUCUUUGGACCAUAUUGAGAGGAUCAGGACCACCGCUUUGGCUCGGCACCUGGACUACGCCACUGGGCAUUUGAUUCAGUUCGCGGAUGAGAUAGAGGCCAUCAACGUCGAUGAGGUUCAAGGUACUUGGGGGCAGGUCCAAGAUGACGUGUUUGUCGCUUUUUGGGCGUUCCUUCGGCCGGAAGGAUUCGAAGGGAAGCAAAUAGAGCUGCCCAAGUUCAAGAUGGUAUUCCUCUCUGUAGCAGCCCCACUGGGCAUCCUUGGUCAGAUCAUCGAACUCCCCAAAACGGUGUCUCUGGGCAAUAAGGGCCACGGAAUCGGGGUCCGAUGGCUGGUCCGACUGGUAUACACUCGUUACGACUCCAGCUGCUGCUUCGCUGAUGCUGUGUUGAAGUCAUUACAGUCUGGCAAUGGGGAUGGUGGUAUUCCUACGUCCUCUGAGGAAGAUACGGCAGAGGCCCAGUCUUGUGAUAAGGGAUGGCUCCGGCGGGACUACCUUGGCCGGCAGCCGACAGACCCUGGGUUCGGCAGAGAAAGUCCUCCACCACGCUAUACCAUUGGAGGCGUGGUCCACAUCGACGUCGUGUCGGUCCCACAGCUGCGAUCGAGAGAAAACGGCUGGCUGAUACGGAGGCUGCCACCAGAUGAUGGACCUAACUACACUAGGCUACCUUUCCCGUCUUCUAUGAGCACAAGGGUGGCAGAUCUUGGGAGCUGCAAAGUUGAGUAUCGCCUCCCCGAGGGAAUCGUCGUUGAUAAGCCGCAAGUUACUUGGAGGGAUAUGGCAAGUCAGAGCUGGUCUGAUAGAGGAAUUGGAGAGGUUCAGUGGGAGUCUUCGACGAGGAAAGUCACAUUUUCCGCGACACUCUUGGGGGCCUUCGCUGUCACUGUCUCUCGAUUCGACCAAUUUCCCUAUCGCCAAUGGCGAAUCUCCAUCCUCCCGGCACUGAAGGGGUCGGCGGUCCAUAGAUGCUGGUUGACAGUGGUCACGGCCGUGGGGCUGCAUGUAAAAUUCGAGCUUGGUCCAGCAGGAGUUCACUUGGUCAGUCCCGAGAGGGAUGAGCUGCGGCAGCUGAGAGUUGAUGGGGAAGGACAGGGCAUCUUCUGGUCGCCAGCCGUGCUACUGACAAGACUGAGGGACGCUGGUAUCAAUUUACUGCCAGUGGAUGAGGACGCCCAGUGGUUAAAGAAGCCAAGGGAAGUGAAAGAUGCGUCUGUUGAGCUCAUGACUUGCAAUGAAAUCGCUGAGGUGGUGGCGAUGUAUGAUAUAGCUGGGUCGAGGCGCAACAAUGCCCCCGAAUGUGGGAAGGAGCGUAUAGUGUUCCGGGCUAGGCCCAACUCUACCGGCGCUGGGCUCGAUGAUGGUGAUAAUGAGCAGCAGAAGGAAUACAAAUCGAUCAUGGCGUGGUCCAAUAAGUAUGCUGUCAUCUCGGCCACAGAGGAGUCGGACUUCGACGAACCAUUGGAAGCCCUGACUCACUACAGUGCCAGCAUUGCCCUCACUGGCUCUACGGAGUCCCUCGCCACUGACGCUGACACCGCCCAGUGA
Messenger RNA from Perkinsus marinus ATCC 50983, 2151 nucleotides. RefSeq lists its product as hypothetical. The record is from RefSeq and is a predicted model, not a curated record. Gene Ontology annotation, molecular function: microtubule binding; beta-tubulin binding. NCBI's taxonomy places the organism in Eukaryota, Perkinsozoa, Perkinsida, Perkinsidae. Bases 1 to 2151 code for a protein of 716 amino acids. The transcript has 19 exons. Gene Ontology annotation, cellular component: axoneme.